CCGGAGCUGCCCCCCUCACCACCGCACCGACAGGAGAACGACGCUAGGAUUACCACGCUGGCCGCUAUGGACUGACGGGUCAAACGAUACCACAGUGCGCCCGUCUUGCUUGGAAGUUGACCAUGGUGUUGUUUCUGGUCGCGGUCUCGACAGCCUUAAAUCAUUCAGCUCAUGAGAAUCAGACGAGUGAAAACCCCACUCACCAAGGCGCUCAUGUGCUGCCGUCCACUCUGAUCAUCUCCCUCCUCCUCAUCAUCAUCGUCCUGCUCACCAUCUACUGCCUGAGGUUCAAAAACCACAGGAAGGCUCUAGUUACCUCCGUGGAUAAAAAGAUCCCCAAUGGCUUUCUGGAGGAACAAGGGGAGCAGACAGUGGUCCUCCUCCCCAGAUCGCCCUCUCCUUCCAAGAGGUACUUCCCCAUCCCCCUGGACGCGCUAGAGGAGGAGUACCGGAUACGCUCGGCUGAUGACGGCAAGCUCUUUAGAGAAGAGUUCAAUUCGCUGCCGUGUUACUACCACCAUGGGUCCUUUGAGGAGGCCAGCCGGGAGCACAACCGCGAGAAAAACAGAUAUCCAAACAUUUUACCAUAUGACCAUUCCAGAGUGGUGUUGAGCCAUAUAGACGGGCACCCAUGUUCAGACUACAUCAAUGCGUCGUAUAUAGAUGGAUUCAAAGAGAAGAACAAAUUCAUCGCGGCUCAAGGCCCGAAGCUAGAGACUCUGGCCGACUUUUGGCGAAUGAUCUGGGAACAGAAAACCGCCACUAUCGUCAUGCUCACCAAUCUGAAAGAAAGAAAAGAGGAAAAGUGUUACCAGUACUGGCCAGACAAAGGCUGCUGGAUGUACGGGAACAUUCGCGUUGCCAUGGACGACGUGACUGUACUGGUGGACUACACCAUUAGAAAAUUCUGUGUUCAAUAUCAGGGCAGUGAUGGUCUGCGUGCUCCCAGACUGGUCACCCAGCUCCACUUCACCAGCUGGCCAGACUUCGGGGUGCCGUUCACGCCCAUCGGCAUGUUGAAAUUUCUCAAGAAGGUCAAGAGCAUCAAUCCAUCCUACGCCGGGCCCAUUGUGGUGCACUGCAGCGCUGGCGUGGGGAGAACUGGGACAUUCAUCGUCAUUGACAGCAUGAUGGACAUGAUGCACAUGGAACAGAGACUGGACGUGUUUGGCUUUGUGAGCAGGAUCCGGGAGCAGCGCUGUCAGCUCAUCCAAACAGAUAUGCAGUACUCCUUCAUCUACCAGGCUCUGCUGGAGUACUACCUGUACGGAGACACAGAGCUGGAUGUGUGCUCUCUGGAGGGCCAUCUACACCGCCUUCACAACACCAGGGCUCCACACGACAGACUGGGCCUAGAGGAGGAGUUCAGGAAGCUGACCAAUGUCCGCAUAAUGAAGGAGAACAUGAGAACGGGCAACCUUCCUGCCAACAUGAAGAAGAACCGGGUGCUUCAGAUCAUCCCGUAUGAUUUUAACCGAGUAAUCCUGUCAGUAAAAAGAGGACAAGAGUUCACCGACUACAUCAAUGCCUCCUUUAUUGAUGGCUACAGGCAGAAGGACUAUUUUAUCGCGACCCAGGGCCCCCUGUUACACACGGUGGAGGACUUCUGGAGGAUGGUGUGGGAGUGGAGGUGCCAUUCAAUCGUUAUGCUCACCGAACUCAAGGAGCGAGAGCAGGAGAAGUGUUACCAGUACUGGCCAUCAGAGGGCAGUAUGACAUUUGGAGAUUACACGGUGGAGCUGACUGCAGAUACACUUUGUGACACAUUCUCUCUCAAAGACUUGGUGGUCACUUAUAAAAUGGAGAAGCAGUCACAACACGUUCGACACUUCCACUUCCACGGAUGGCCUGAGAUCGGAAUACCGGCGGAGGGAAGAGGGAUGAUUGACAUUAUUGCUGCUGUGCAGAGGCAGCAGCAGCAGUCUGGAAACCAUCCCAUAAUUGUCCACUGCAGUGCCGGAGCUGGUCGGACGGGAACCUUCAUUGCCCUCAGUAACAUUCUGGAGAGAGUCAAAGCUGAAGGACUCCUCGAUGUGUUUCAGACCGUUAAAAGUUUACGCAUGCAAAGGCCACACAUGGUUCAGACUGUGGAGCAGUAUGACUACUGCUACAGGGUGGUGCAGGAUUUUGUUGACAUUUUCUCAGACUACGCCAAUUUCAAGUAAUAUGUGCUCCCACUGUUCAUAAUACCUUUUUUAACUUAUGCAAUUUUUCUGAAUGUUAUUUUCUAAAGCAAGCUCUUUUUAAACUCGCCAUCAUCAACAUGUGUUGUAAUAUACAGUAAUCUAUUUUAAAUGUGCUCCUAGAAAUUGAAGUAGUACAUUGUGAUUUACUACUGCGAGGGUUUAUUUAUUGGGAUAAUAUAUUUAAACACUAAGGUUGUGUUGCAAAACGGCAGCAUUGUAAUGGAUAUCCAUUUAAUGUAAUAACUUUAUCUAUGUAUACAUUAUAUUGUAUUAUGGUUUCAUUUUGUUUAAAUGAACACAUGUGUAUAUUAUCUGUAUUAUUUAUUUGAACAACCACAAUGCCUUGCUCUAUGUUACAUUUGCCCUCAUAAACAGGAAUCCUAUGAAAGACACUAUUCCAUUAGACACACUGCAAAUGACCUCACUUCUGUCUGUGAAUAACUUAACAGCAGCUGCCUGUUGCAAUUUCAUUCAACUUCACCAAGUUUCCUUUUGCCGUUGGCAAUAUGACUUACCAGUUUGUGCCUGAUGCUGCAAACUGAAAACAGACAAAUGAAACAGGCUACAUUAUUCUUCUAUGAACCCAGAAGCAUCAGACAAACCUGAAAGGUUUUACACUAACUUUUGUACACAUUAUUUUACACUCCUGUCUGUGAAUGCAGUGCCAUAUGGAUUAGAAUUACAGUUCUAAUCUUGUGAAUUUGUCACCAAGUGACACAUUUUAUUUCUUUACUCCAAUGUUUCUGUUUAUUUUGUUUUUGUGAAAAUAGUAAAAACUAGCAAAUGUGCUUUACAAUUACACUUUUAUUUAUGCAUUGCAUCUUUUGCAUCAUUAAGGAAAAGAGGGUACAACAUUAUACAAUUAGUUUUAGCAACUGUAAACUUAGGUUAUCGGUAAAACAGGCUACUAUUAGAAAAAUAAUUUUGGAAUGAUAAAGAACAGUAGAUAUUUAGGGCUAUAAUGUGAGCCAUAUCUAAGAUAAUUCUGAGAACUUUUGAAUAUGUAGUCAAUUGUGGUAGCUUUUCUGCAUAAUAAAUAAUAUAUUUUUCCAACUGAUUUCCCACUUUUAGAGGCCUCCAGCAUCUUAUGACAAUAGAAUGUUCAUCAGAAAAAAUACAAUAGCUGACAUGUAUGUGAAAUUUAAUCUUGUGUUAAUGUUCACUUAAGUAACUAUUAAAAACUGAAAAUAAGUUUUAUAAAAUGUAUGUGAACCUCUGAGCUGAUGGUUGACAGAUCUCAUUCUCAAAUCACCCUGUUUGAAAUCUACUUGCCCUUUGACUGUAUAUGG
This is a messenger RNA of Boleophthalmus pectinirostris (great blue-spotted mudskipper), 3475 nucleotides long. Its product is annotated as receptor-type tyrosine-protein phosphatase epsilon-like. The coding region runs from base 123 to 2165 and encodes 680 amino acids. Lineage: Eukaryota; Metazoa; Chordata; Actinopteri; Gobiiformes; Gobiidae. Gene Ontology annotation, biological process: protein dephosphorylation. The record is from RefSeq and is a predicted model, not a curated record. The transcript has 20 exons. Gene Ontology annotation, molecular function: protein tyrosine phosphatase activity.